AUAGUUCCUACCUCGGUCAUGCAUAACCUCACAUUUGCUUCACGACCAUGGGGUUGCUGCUACUGUGAAAACUCUCUGAUUUUCGCGAAAUACCGACUGAAAGUCUCGCUGUCACUGACUUUGCUGUCUACUGACCGAGAGAAAAAGCUGUUAGAAAAAUAAGUUGAAGAAUAUCUUUCGAAAGUGAAAUGCAACAGUGGUUUUUGGUUUUCGGCGCGCUUCUGCCGGUUCUGUACGGUUUCUUUAAAUAUUGGAAGAGAACUCACAUAAAAGUUAACUGUUGGUUUUGUGGAUUAAACAAUACCAUACUAAGGAAGUGUCACGAUGGAUGGAUGUGCAAGCAUUGUGAGCAGUACAAUGGAUUCAAACCUGAUGGCGAUUACAAUCGUGAGAUACCAGCUCAAUACGACUCAUCUCUCAAUGGAAGACUGUCAUUCUGCUUUAAACCUCAACCCUACAACAAAUCACCCCAAAACGGCUUUUGCCAAGACUGUAAUCGGAAUCAAGAACUUAAAGUUGCUCAGCUAGCAUCUUUUCAGCCAAUCAAUCCUGACAACUUUGACCAAGAAAUUGAUAAUUUUAGCUAUCAUUUGGAGAGAGCGUAUAGGCUUUGUCCCCCUUGCGAAGCAGUUCUGGAUGAAACACUGUCCCUCAAAAAGACUCACAUUCUUGACAUGAAUCUUCAAGUUACUGGAAAGAAAACUAUUAGCGGUGUUUAUUCGUCUUCAAAGCUUGCAUUCAACAGGAUACUAGUCAAAACUACUACAUUGAUGACGACCAGCAUUGCUCUUAUUCUGCUGUUACACACAUUAUCAUCAAUGACAACGGAUCACAUUGUGUUUUCGGCAUCAAAUUUCUUUGACAAUAAGGGGAUUUCUAUAUCCCGUGCAACCUGUGCUGCCUCCCCCUUUGCCAAGCUUCUGGCCGCACCAGCCAUGUGUCCAAAGACUGAAGGAUCUUCCGCAAAGACAACUAAAAUUCUUCCAAGACUCAUUGGCGAGAGUGUUGAUCUGCAUUAUCUAGAAGUUGUUGGCCCUUACAGUGCCCCUCUGAGUUUUUCGGGCUGGGCGCUCCAAAUUGUUGCAUUCUGGCAGUCAGGGCGCCGAUUGGCUACUUUACCAUGGGCGGCCUUGUUUGGGAUUGAGGUUUUCUUAUCGACAAGUUUUGGAACCAAUUAUGCUGAACUGUGUCAAGUUGCGAAGAUAUUAUUUACUUUAUUGAUUUUGACUCUCUCCUUGCCCUUGCUGGAAAGGUCCAAACCCGUAUCCCCUUUUAAGAAAGGGACUUUGAGUUUCUCAAAGCAGAUUAAACGCAAGUCUGAAUCUUUUCAAAAAGUUCCUGCAACAAAUCCUCAACCUUCGUUUGGUCAAGACCAAAUCAGGAGUAAUGCGCAAUCAUCAUUAUUCAAGCCAAAUGUUCUGAGGAAUGUCAAUCAAAAUGAGCCUGUUUUACAAGGCCCAAACUAUUUGACUCUGCCAACCAGACCUUCUCACUCCUCGCUUUCAAACUUGUCCUUGGCUGACAGCUUACUGAUUCCCCCUCCUGCUGAGUUCCAGAACACUGCAACGCAAGAGGAUGCUAGAAGUGAUGCAUCUGUAGAUUCUGCAUUUUCUAAUCCUGAUUCCAUUACUUUAGAUGCUGCAGAAUCUCUGAACAGCUCUUUUUAUGUAAAUGGCAAAAAGCCCAAGACUCAAGAUGAUGUUCAGAGCCUUAUUGAGGGUCUGUCUAUUGGGUCCUUAUCUAGUAACCACAACCUGAAAACGCCCUCAGAGUUCCGGACGAAGUCAUAUGGCAAGGAGCCAAAGAGAAGUUCACUUUUGUGUCCCUCAAGGCUUAGCAAUAUCAUGAAUGAAUCAAUCAGUUCAGGCAUUUGGCGCAACACAAGAAGUAACACAGUUGUGCCCUCUGAUGCUAGAAGCAAUGUGACUUUGACAUCUGCUUCUGAAAUAGCAGAAGCAAGUAAUCGGACUUUGAGCCGGCCAGGCUCACCUUGUGGCUCUGUCCACAGUCAAGCCACUGCUCGAACAGCAGCAUCUGUCAGAAGCUUCUCUCCACCCUCCUCGUUCCAGCCUUACCAGCCUACGCAGCCUUACCAGUCGACCCAGCCUGUAGUGUCUUCUUGGAGUUCUCCACCAUCUCCGAAAAGUACCCUGGCUGUUUGUGUUCCUCCAAAUCCACUCUCGCCCAACCCAGAGUUUGGUUCUAUACCGUCUCCAAUUCCAAACUCUCAUGUAUCACAAGUUAUUUAUACUCCUUAUGGAAUGUAUCAUCCAAUGAUGAGUCCCUAUGGCAACAGCCCUAUGUUUAUGAUGCCUCCCCAAGCUUCCCCAUUCGGGAACAGAUCUCCUGCAUCAAGUUUUGGAUCACAAUUUUCGCCAAGAUCAUUUAGUACAAGCUCUCGCUUCUGUGAUUCAGACCAUGAUCUCGAUUUUUCACCCAAAUCUACAAAAGGAAAAUCUAGAAACAGGGAGUGUCUUUCAUCUUCAUUCCUUGGGUCUGUGUGGCAAAGUAGAUUUGCUAUAAUGUACACUACACUGUGUUAUUUGUUACUUGGGUCCUUAGUUUGUGCUUUUUCUUACAGCGGUCUCAUCCCUAGUGUGUUUUCUAAGGUUUCAAACUGGAAGCAUAAUGUCUUCUCCCUAUGAAGUUAAUCAGACUGACGUAACAAAAUAGUUAUAAUGUGGAUGUGGUCCUGUUGCCUCCCUUUUCUGUGUGAAGGUCAUCCUGUCUAAUAAUUGACAUUUUAAUUUGAGUACUAAUGUAAUAUGUCCAUUACUGCCCCCAUCACUGCCUUUCUAAUGACUGACACUUUGCGCACAGUCCCUUCUAUGUUAUCUGUGAUAUUUUAUAGAAAUAAUAUUAGGAGAGAAACUGUUACAUAUUUGCUUGAUGUAAUAGUAGAUCAAUGUAAACUUGAAGUCAGAAUUUGUUUUUGUUUUGUCUUUGUUGUGGGUAGAGCAGGUAAGUUACGCUUGUGGUCUUCAGACAUUCUCAAGAGUUUUACCUAUUUUAUAUGUUUUUGGUAAUUGGAUAUUAACUGCUAAAUAAUCAGUUGAGCUUGUAUUUUUUUUUAGCUGCUAUUUUUGUGCUCUUUUUUUAUUUAAUAAUUUGUAGUAUUAGUGCUGCAGAGUGCAGAGGUGACCCUUUUUGUAUUAAUUUGUUUCAUUUCAAUAAGUCAACUUGGUUUUGUAACUAAAAGAAAAAAAGUAAAUCAAAUCAGAUUGUAAAUAAAAAUUUUGCAAAAACA
Thrips palmi is the source of this 3247-nucleotide messenger RNA. RefSeq lists its product as uncharacterized. The coding region runs from base 189 to 2645 and encodes 818 amino acids. Lineage: Eukaryota; Metazoa; Arthropoda; Insecta; Thysanoptera; Thripidae. Gene Ontology annotation, biological process: nuclear migration along microtubule. Gene Ontology annotation, molecular function: lamin binding; actin filament binding. The transcript is spliced from 7 exons. Gene Ontology annotation, cellular component: nuclear membrane. The record is from RefSeq and is a predicted model, not a curated record.